GAAUAUCAUUAUGACGGAUGGAUGGGCAGGUAGGCGCUCGUACCGCCGGUUUUGCGAUCUUCUUGCUCUCUCUGUUGAAGUCAAGUUAUCUCUGAAUAACUGAGGGUAUGUCCGCUGCUGCUAGUUUUCCUCUUGCGGGCAGUUUGAAGAGACAUACUGUGCCUAGCCUCCCUCGUUGAGGCGUAGGAGUAACGUGCAACUUGACCUCUCUCUCUCUCUCUCUCUCUGUGUGUGUCUGUGGGAGUGCCGGUUUACUCUCAUCAUCUCUCUCAGCAGCAGAGCAGCGAAGAGAAAUGGCUAAGAAGAAGAAGCUUGUACCGUUGUCUUUUCCUCUUCUGGAUGUCGUCCUUUGUAUUCUUAUUCUCUUGUCUCCAGCCCCCGCAGUGGCGCAGAGCGAGUCCUUUGACCCCUCCAUGAUCUUGGCGAUGGCGGAGGUGCAGACGUAUAUGCACAACGUGACGAAGGGGAUCGACUCCUACCUGGGAGAAAAUCAUCAAGACUGCAUCAAAGAUCCCCAGGAGGAGAGGAAGCUGACCUUCAACUUCGACACGCUGAACGAAACCUUGCUGAAUUGUACUCAUAUCGAGCUCAAGAAGGCUUUGGGCGCGGCGCCUGGUGCCAUGGUGAAUCUGACGUGGGGUAUCUGUCAGAAAACCGAAUUGGCCAGGUACUUCGAAGUGUUAGGUACCAAAUCGCUAACUCCGAUCGAAGACGGGGUGAACUGCAACGCGUCGUACGCCGAGGGCAUGUGUCGGGCAGGGUUUUUCAGUUGGGUGGUGACGCCGCAACGCAACAGCAGCAGUGAUCAGAUCCCCCUUAGGGAAGCCGGGGUAGGUGAUUACGGGGGUGCUCUUCGCUGCUGCCCGGGCUUCUUCUGUCCCGCCGGCUAUGGCUGCAUGAUCCCGUGCCCGAUCGGCUCUUACUGCCCCCAUGGAACGUACGACAACGAGACCAGGCGCUGCAAUCCCUACCGGUACAUCCCGAAGGAGGAAGACAUGUGUGGGGGCGCCGACGAAUGGGGCGUAGCGGGAGCCAACGAUCAGAUCUUCUGCAAGGAGGGGUCUUACUGCCCGCGGUCGACUUUGUCGUCCAAGUGCCCAGAAGGGUAUUUCUGUCGGAAAGGGAGUAGUUCCCCCAGGACUUGUCAUCUCACGGAGUGUCCCGAGGGGACCACAAACCAAGACCUCCACGUCAUCGGGAUAGCAUUCAUCAUCAUUCUCGGCGCGGUUCUGAUGACCGUGUACACGUGCUCCAACCGCGCGUUGAAAUCGCGCGAGAAGCGCAAGGCGGCGGCGCGACAGAAGGCCAAAGAGCAAACCAAGGAGCGCAUCUUUGCUAUGGAGCGAUGGAAGAAGGUGAAGACAGCGGUUCUGAAGGGAUCGUCCAAUUUCUCCCGCCAGUUCUCGCGCAAGACUUCGUCUUCCAGACCGCUUCGGGAACAAGAUGAAGCGAUCACGAUGGCGAUGGGAUACGAAUCGUCGUCGUCAACGACGAGAGCAGCAGCGGAUCCAGGGACAACAUCAACAAGGAGGUACGGUCCAGCAGCAGCAUCGUCGGUAGUGGUGGGCGGGGGUCCUCCUCGCGCUGGGCGGCAUCCUGGGGCGACGGAGACGAUUGGAGAGAAUCCAGGUCCUCUGUAUCAGCCUGGCACUGGGAGGAAUGCUGCCGCCGCCGUUGGCAGCAGAGGAGGAGGAGGAGGAGGAGGAGGAGGAGGAGGAGGGAAUGGGGGUGCGCAGGAGUGUUAUCUAUCUCCACGAGGCAAGCCAGGAGCGCCAGCAGCUGGUGGUGGUGCAACAACCGCGACCGGGGAGGGUACGUUUAGCGACCUGUAUCCCGACCCGGAGGAUCUGUAUGAGCCCUUGGCGCCUCCUGCUGGGCCCGUGUCGACGAAUGGGCCGUCAGAUAUGACGAUCGUGGAAGUGCGGAAGCAGAUGCCUGGCGAUCCCGACUCACGGACCAAGGCUUAUGAGUACGCGUAUGUGCACUUGCUGAAGCAGGAGAUGGCGGGCAAAGGCUCGAUGCAGGAUGUGAUUGUCAGCGCUCAUGAGCUGUUAUCAGGUCGAGUGAAGCAGCAGAUAGAGCUGAAGUUUGAGAACCUUGGGCUCACUCUGAAGAACUCGACGAGGAAGAAGAUCCUGCAGAAUGUGACCGGAACCCUUCACCCUGGCCGCGUCACGGCCGUGAUGGGCCCCUCGGGGGCGGGCAAGACGACCUUUUUGGUGGCAGUCGCUGGGAAGGAGACGUACAGCGAUAUCACGGGCCGCGUGUACGUCAAUGGGAAGGAAGAGCCGAUCCAGUCGUACAAGAAGAUCAUCGGCUUCGUUCCGCAAGACGAUAUCGUGCAUGGCAAUCUGACGGUGGAAGAGAACCUCUGGUUCAGUGCCAAUUACAGGCUGCCCUGCGACAUGGCCAAGCGGGACAAGGUGUUGGUAGUGGAGCGCACGAUCCUUGCGCUCGGGUUGGAGACCAUCAGGGCCUCUAGAGUGGGGACUGUGGAGAGGAGAGGGAUCUCCGGAGGCCAGCGGAAACGGGUGAAUGUAGGUCUGGAGAUGGUUAUGGAACCGUCGUUGCUCAUCUUGGACGAGCCGACGUCAGGUCUGGACAGCACGUCAUCGAGACUGGUGGUCCAGGCGUUGCGCAGGGAGGCGGCGCGGGGAGUGAACGUGGGCGUGGUGCUUCAUCAACCCAGCUUCGGCAUUUUCUGUAUGUUUGACGACGUGAUGUUUCUGGCAAAGGGUGGGCGGACUGUGUACCUGGGUCCUGUGCACGAGGUGGAGCCUUACUUCAACAGCCUUGGCUUUCCCGUGCCCGACCGCAUCAACCCACCAGACCACUACAUGGAUGUGCUGGAGGGCCUCGUAAAGCCUGCUAACAAGCCGCGUUUCGACAAGGAAACUCUUCCCCUCCUCUGGCUCAAUCACAAAGGUCUGUCGCUUCCAUAUGACGAUGCCUCGUCGACGACAGGCGCGGGGUUGUCUGGGGGAGGAGGGUCUGAACCGGCCACUGGGUGGAGACAGGGGGUGGAGUACGUGCAGAAUGCAGUGGAAGAUGUGUGGGAAGAUGUCACCGAUGCUUUCAACGACUUCCGCGAUACUGUGACGGAGAUGGUCUCCAAUGUGGAGGACAAAUCGGGAAGACAGACUCCUGGCUUUUUCAGUCAGUACGUGCUGAUCCUUGGACGGGUCGCUAAGCAAAGGUUCCGCGAGCACCAGCUGCAGGUCCAGGACUACAUCAUUCUGCUGAUUACCGGGGCUGCACUCGGGUUCUUGUCCUCGCCCGAUGAUAACCGGAUGGGAGGCGGCGACGCCUAUCUCAACACCAUACUUGCUAUCUCUCUCUUGGCAAUGAUCGCCGCGUUGAGGACGUUCGGCGGGGAGAUGCUCACGUUUUGGAGGGAGAGCGCUUCGGGGAUCGAACGGCUGUCCUAUUUUCUGGCAAAGGACACGGCGGACCACUUCAACACGUUCAUCAAGCCGAUUGUGUACCUGUCAAUGUUCUACUUCUUUAACAAUCCGAGAUCGACAUUGUUGGACAACUACGUGGUGACGCUGGCGAUGAUCUACUGCACGACGGGAUGGGCUUACGUGUUCUCGGUGCUGCUGCCGCCCGCACCGGCGCAGCUGGGCUCGGCGGUCUUCACGCUGGUGUCCACCUUGCUGACCAAGCAGAGGGGAAAGAGGGGGUUUAUCAAUCUGCUCUACAAUCUCAGCUUUGCACGCUGGAGCCUGGAGGCCUACAUGGUGGCCAAUGCGAGGAGGUACUCUGGAGUUUGGCUUCUGACACGCUGCGCCACCCUCGAGGCCAUGAAGUUUAGCAUCAACAGCUUUGCGAAAUGUGUUGCCAUGCUUUUCGUUUAUGGCGUCCUUGGUCGAGUCGUCGCAUUCACAAUGCUCGUCAUGUGCAAACGCGACAAGCAGAAGUGAGCCGCGCUUGUGUACAGACAUGGAACAGCCGAGAAAGCAAACAAGG
Messenger RNA from Chara braunii, 3969 nucleotides. Lineage: Eukaryota; Viridiplantae; Streptophyta; Charophyceae; Charales; Characeae. The record is from the annotation of a GenBank genome assembly.